Messenger RNA from Ostrea edulis (European flat oyster), 1288 nucleotides. RefSeq names its product BRISC and BRCA1-A complex member 2-like. Gene Ontology annotation, cellular component: BRISC complex; BRCA1-A complex. Bases 73 to 1182 code for a protein of 369 amino acids. Gene Ontology annotation, biological process: double-strand break repair. The record is from RefSeq and is a predicted model, not a curated record. NCBI's taxonomy places the organism in Eukaryota, Metazoa, Mollusca, Bivalvia, Ostreida, Ostreidae. The transcript is spliced from 11 exons.
UUUUUUCACUUUUACAAUUUUUAGGAAGUGACUGAGUUUGAGCUGAGUAAAAAAUAUUAAAUAAAAUUAGAAAUGCAGAUUUCGCCACAGUUUAACAGAAUAGUUGAGUCAAUGAUAGUGGACGGAAAAUUUGGUGUCUGCAACGGGAUAAUUAGAAUCAACGAUGUGAAAUCAGGAAGUAGCACAUUGAGGAAAGGUCCCUGUGGAGACCGGUUUAAGGUGAACAUUCCUUAUGCAGGCCAGACACUGACUUGGGAGGUAAUCAUGGAUAAUUCUUGCCCUGAGGAACCUCCAGAUUUCAUAUUUGAAGAUUCGGAUUUUUGUCCAAACGUGGCUGACAUUAAGAGCUUGCUGAAGUGGGAUAUCCGUAACCCCCAUUGUUUGACGGAGGUCGUCACAGAACUUCUGGAUCAUUACAAAGCUUUCCAUGAGCGAUUAUUGGAGGCUCACUCCAGACUGCAGUUCGAGUACACCUCUCUACUGGAUCAAACCGAGUUAUCUCGAGAUCUUAUAGAAGUGUACUCGGAGAGAUCAGAGAAGAGAAUUGGGCCGAUUAACUUCCUGAUCAAACUUCCUGUGGAUUUCUCAGACAUUCCUCCAUAUAUCUCAAAAGAUAACCCUGGUGAUAAUUCAGCCGUUUUGUUGAUAGCAUUUCCCUCCCCAGACAGCUCCAGAGUCACCCCCCAAUUAUAUUUAUCCCCACGAGUAGAACAUGCCUUUGGUGGAUCCAGUAACCUGAGGAUACCUGCCUUCCCCAGUGGAGGCUGUCUAUUAGACUAUGUACCCAAUGUCUAUAAACUUCUACAAAAUAAGGUUGAGAAAACAGUGCAAAUGUAUGAUAGAAAAAAGGAUAUAAUUGCUGCAUUCUUAAGUCAGUUUGGCAGAUCAUUGCUGGAGUUUGAUGCUGAGGGAUUCCGUGAGAUUUCUUUUCUGUUUGAGUGGAAUGAUUUUUUCUUCAUUUUGUAUGUUGAGCUCUCUCAGUCUUUCCCACAAGAAGCCCCAGUGCUGACCUUUCAGUCUAUAUAUCACGAAUCCAAAGACAAGCCUUAUACCGAGAUCCAUGAUGGGUAUCCUUAUAGUCCGAGGUGGAGCAGUACAGAGAUGGUAUCCAGAAUUAAGACAUACAUUCUGGACAAUAUUCAGACGUUUCAGAAGCAGUCUGUGAUGAGUGGGUCUAUCUGACAGAUGUACUGUAGAAAUGCUCCAGUUUAUAUCAUAGUGUUGUUAUCACUUAUCCACUUGUAUUAUAAAUGUUCAGCAAUUCUUCAAUAAAAAAGAUCAUUUUUAA